AUGGGAUAGGGGGCUCUGCGGAGCUCCGACAUCCCGUGUUAUCACUCCCGGCUGCAACCUUUCUAGACAUCCAGUAUAAUGCACUGGUGGAGACCGCGCGCAUAAGGAUCCGGUUUUGCGGCUGCAACUGUUCUGUUAGGGGACUUUUCACGGGGUGAUGGCUUAUACAGAGUUUACCGGGCUGUCCCUAAUGACUAGUCGUUCGAGGAGUCGCCAGAAUCCGGCACUUCGGUGAUAGUGCCACUAAGAAAUCCAGAUUAUUAAACAAGACAAACUAAAUUGAAACGCAACACUGCUGGAUCGGUAAAGAAGAGCCUGCCGAGCACUUGGGUUUGCACUUCUUCCAUGGAAAGGGCAUAUUCAGAAAGCAGAGGAUAGGAAGAGUGGCUAGUCGCCAGGUAUCAUUUGGCACAGAGGAGGUGCUUCUGUUCGGAUCACAUCUAUGGACAGCGGGGAUACGGCAGAUUUGCAGAAAAGCCGAAAGAUGAAGCGAUUUACUUAGAUUUUUGUAACAAUGAUAAUGAGAGCAUGAGCUGAAAAAAACAACAGAUCUGACCCGAUCCGAGAAAAAAAAAAUCUUGUAGGCUAUAUUUAAUGCCACUCCAUCGAUGCAUUUUGGUUACUUAAAUGCAGUAAAUAUUAGGACGAUAAAAGAAAACAGUAAUUGUCGAAAUGAUACAAGCACGUCCAAUCAAUAUCAAUAUUUUGUAUCAAUGCACAGCUAACCAUACCAUAUCAUCUAUUUAAUGAAUCAGGAAAUAUAUUUACAUCUUUGUCUUAGUAUAUUUAUCGAUUUUGUUCACACUGACGAAUUCAGUAAAUAAUUAAGUCCGGCCGAAUAAUAAUAUUUACUUACGCGGUUUUCCGCAGCUUUGUGUGGUGCAGGUUUUAAGAAGAAUUGUUAAGAUAAAAGAUUUAUCUAACCCAUAUUUCAUCCUGCGAGAGACACGGUCCAGGACAAAACAGUACUCAGGAGACACAACACGAAGAGCUCAUGCCUUUCCGAUGUUGAAUUAUAUCGAUUCCCGUUAGCCGGUCAGUUCUGUGUGAAAUAAAAUAAAGAAAGAGGCGGAUUUUGCCCAGCUGAGUAAAGUCGCGGUCCUGGCGGAAUAACGAAACCUUUCACGUAAAGAAAGGAGACUAAAGCGCUUCGGGAUCCGAUUAACUCAAGGGUGCGAUUCACAUUUAUAGAGCAUCACCUGAGGAUCUGAUGUAGGAUCACGACACCAGCUACAAAGGUCUCUUUAAAAAAAAAAGAAGAAGAAGAGAAAAAACUUGCACUUUGACUGAAAUUUAUAUUGGAUACGUUUUUCUAGAGGAUUUUUUGUAUAGUCGAUAUUUGCCGAACAGGUGUCCACAUAAAAAGGUGAAGAAGCAGAAGACAAGUUGCAUUUCUGUGGCCCGUUGAAAAACCAUGGAGGGCGACCGGGACAUGUACCGCCAGUUUCAGGACUGGUGUCUCAGGACAUACGGGGAUUCCGGCAAGACAAAGACAGUGACCCGUAAAAAAUACGACCGGAUUGUGCAGCUCCUCAAUGGAUCCGAAUCCAGCUCAACAGACAAUGCAAAGUUUAAAUUCUGGGUCAAGUCCAAAGGUUUUCAGCUUGGUAUCAGUGGAGAAGAAAAACAAGUACUCUACGUCCCAGUAAAAACAGCGGAUAGUGUUGGAAUGGAUGAGAAGGUGUCCUUGCGACAGGUAGCUGUAGUGGAGGACUUUUUCGACAUCAUUUACUCCAUGCAUGUAGAGAACGUAACCAGUGGCGAGAAAAGCCGGAAGCACGCCGGCCAGAAGAGGACGUACAAAGCAAUUUCAGAGACCUACGCCUUCCUGCCGCGUGAAGCGGUCACCCGCUUUCUCAUGAGCUGCUCUGAGUGCCAGAAGAGGAUGCAUCUGAAUGCAGAAGGAACAGAGCACAGAGAAAACGGGAAGGCCCCUACCUUGGUGACCAGCAUCAUCGACUACAACAUGCCGAUCACCAUGGCCUACAUGAAGCACAUGAGGCUGCAGCUCCUCAAUGCUCAGAAUGAUGAGGAAGACAGCUCACUGGACAGUGAUGAGUAUGACAUGAGCGACUCCACCAGGAUGUCUGCAGUGAACUCGGACUUGAGCUCCAACCUGGAGGAGAGGAUGGCCAGCCCGCAGACUCUCCAUGCACAGCAGGACGAUGAUUCAACCGCCGACAGCAUCAAUGGUAACGAUGGCGUCACGUACCACGCACUGACGACACGGCUAAACCAUUCCGGCUCUGCCCACAACAGCAACGGCAAGGUGCCAGAGCAGCAGGAGCAGCCCUUGAAUCUCAGUGACUGCCCCCUGCUGGCAGCAUGCCACACAGACAACCAUACAACUAAUGGCAGAAGCAAAUACAAGAUUCUGGGACUUCAAGACCUGAAGACAGAGACCAAGGACAAUGUCAGCAAGUCACCUGCACACAGCUACUCCAGUUACGACUCAGGGAAGAAUGAGGCAGGAGGCCUGGAAGACGUGUCCCUCAACCGGGCUGAUGAUGAUGAGGACGAUCAGGAUGACCAGGACGACUGUGAAAAGGCCAUGGAGGUCGACGGGGCAGAAGCAGAGCGACUCAAGGCCUUCAAUAUGUUUGUCAGGCUGUUUGUAGAUGAGAACUUGGACCGCAAGGUCCCCAUAUCUAAGCAGCCCAAAGAAAAGAUCCAGGCUAUCAUUGAAUCAUGUAGGCGCCAGUUCCCUGAGUAUCAGGAUCAUGCCCGGAAACGCAUCCGCACUUACCUGAAGUCCUGCAGGAGGAUGACCAGGAGUGAGGCGGAUGUGUCACGGCCCAUCCCGUCUCACCUGACUUCAGCGGCAGCGGAAAACAUCCUGGCCUCGGCCUGUGAAAACGAGAGCAGAAACGCCGCCAAGCGGAUGCGGCUCGACAGACGACAGGACGAAGCUGUCUCCCCCGAUAAAGGCGAUGCUGCUCUGCUCACCACUCCGGCGUCCACGGCUCCAGCUGCACAGGAGGUGCUGUACAUCAAUGGUAAUGGAGCCUACAGUUGCCAUAGUUACGGCGGGGUAGGGGGAGGCCUGCUGGACCUCACUGAAGCUGCUAGCAGUGGACCUACGGAUCUGAGUAUGAAGAAGCAGCAGAGCUCCAGCGGCAGUGGAACCUCGCGGCCGCAACUCAACCCCACCGAGGUCAACGCCGUUCGACAGCUGAUCGCAGGCUACCGAGAGUCCGCUGCCUUUUUGCUUCGCUCAGCUGAUGAACUGGAGAGCAUCCUCCUGCAGCAGAACUGAAGAUUCUGGGAGCUUGUCUGCAAAGUACAAGUAUCACCGAUGCCCCC
Messenger RNA from Brienomyrus brachyistius, 3303 nucleotides. RefSeq names its product nucleolar protein 4-like. The coding region runs from base 1415 to 3256 and encodes 613 amino acids. Lineage: Eukaryota; Metazoa; Chordata; Actinopteri; Osteoglossiformes; Mormyridae. The record is from RefSeq and is a predicted model, not a curated record. The transcript has 11 exons.